Mucor mucedo is the source of this 636-nucleotide messenger RNA. RefSeq lists its product as uncharacterized. Lineage: Eukaryota; Fungi; Mucoromycota; Mucoromycetes; Mucorales; Mucoraceae. The coding region runs from base 1 to 636 and encodes 211 amino acids. The record is from RefSeq and is a predicted model, not a curated record. The transcript is spliced from 3 exons.
AUGAAAUUCCAACAUUGUACGCGUAUUUGGAACCAGAAAUUUGGGAAUGUCAGGUGUCCUCGGCUCCUCCAGACUGAUUCGAUUGCGGAACCAGAUUCCGAAGUCACUGGGCGCGAAUCUCAGCAGAAUGGGGAGCCUCAGACAGUGGUUGACGGAAAAAACAGUUACAAGAGUAAAUGUGGACACGUGAUUAUAUUACCUUUUAUGUUUAAACCAGUAUAUGUGUUUUACAGCUUACCUUCAGCUUCUGGUUUAGCAUUUCGGCAUGAGCUUAAGAUCAAACGAGCUCAAAGGCGAAUGAGUGAUGACAGAUGUCAAAAUAAGUAUAAAUCGUUUAAUAAACAUUUAUGCGUAAUUCUUACAUUGUUUUUUGAUUGUAUAUCCUUGUUCCCAGGUCUAGAGAACAUCGAAAUUACAGAUCUUAUGUUGCCACUACGUGCACUUUGGCUGUCCCAAAAGACAGCGCUGUCUUUCAAAAUUUAUUUAUUGUUACUGAGGGGUGAUUAUUUGCUUUUUUGUGUUUUUUGUUUUUGUUUUACGAGUGACCAAGAGCACAAUUGGGACAACAAGUCAAAAGAAGUAUUUUUUAUGAAAGAAAGCACACUGUUUUUAAACGGCCAGCGUUUGAAAGUAUAG